Messenger RNA from Helobdella robusta, 696 nucleotides. RefSeq lists its product as hypothetical. The record is from RefSeq and is a predicted model, not a curated record. The transcript is spliced from 6 exons. NCBI's taxonomy places the organism in Eukaryota, Metazoa, Annelida, Clitellata, Rhynchobdellida, Glossiphoniidae. Bases 1 to 696 code for a protein of 231 amino acids.
AUGGAGGGACAUAAAAACAUAUACAGUGAUAUUUUGGUGUCACCCCUUGUGAGGGUGUCACCCGGUGCGAAUGAUUUCAGCAGUAAAAAAUGUUUACAAGAAUUUGCCGCCGGUAGCACAAGAACAGGGAAGAAGCUAAAUAUAGAUUGGAAAACUGAAAAACCCAUUGACAAUUUGGUGCUAAAAAAUUUUGCUUCCAAGCUUCCUGACCUUGAGAAGAAGCAACAGUACAUUUCCGGUGGAGUCGGCCCCUUAUUUUCGAGAAGACAAACUAAAGAUGAAGAAACAUUUUCUGACAGCCUACCGAUUCACAUAUCACAUGCAAUGGAUGUGAUGCGUUGGUUCACGUGUAUUCGCCAGACUGUCGGACAAAAAGAAUUGGUAAAAGAUAUGUUUUACGAAUGCCUUUAUAUCAGCUUUCAGAAAAUACAUAAAAAUGACAAAAUUGUAGUUUUUGGCAAUUUCAACCCAAGGGCCCAAAACCCUGCUCAUCCGGUUAAGUCAAAAAAUGGUCUUGCAGUGAUUAGAGACCUUGAGGGAAUUGUGUCACGCUGGGCCAAGCAAUUUAAGGAUUUGUUGAACUGUGUCAACCUUGUGAACCCGACGUUUAUAGAAGCCCUUCAAAAACUUCCGACGGUUGCUGAGCUUGAUAACCCUCGUGCAUUGAUGAGGUUCUGUAGGCCGCCAAGAAAAUAA